Ornithorhynchus anatinus (platypus) is the source of this 4158-nucleotide messenger RNA. RefSeq names its product ring finger and CCCH-type domains 1 (gene RC3H1). Lineage: Eukaryota; Metazoa; Chordata; Mammalia; Monotremata; Ornithorhynchidae. Gene Ontology annotation, molecular function: metal ion binding. The record is from RefSeq and is a predicted model, not a curated record. The transcript is spliced from 20 exons. Bases 446 to 3862 code for a protein of 1138 amino acids.
AGGAGGAGGAGGAGGAGGAGGAGGAGGAAGGGGCAGCUGAACAAGAUGGCCCCUGCUGCCAGAGCGGCCUCGGCAGCAGCAGGUGGGCGGCGGGCCGAGGCGGGAGCGGCCGAGGCGGGAGCGGCGGCGGGGAGGGCCGAGGGGGCCCGCACGGCCCAGCCGGGACAGGACCAGGCCCGGGCCCAGGCCCAGGCGGAGGCCGCGGGGGCCCGCAGCUGAGAGCAGCCGGACCCACAACACCUCCUCCUCCUCCUGCUCCGCUCCAGCUGCUGCUCCAGCUGCUGCUGCUGCUGCUGCUCGGACGGCGCGGUUAUAUUUCACACUAUGUGCUGACUGAAUUUACAGAAGCUAUUUAAAAAAAAAAACAAACUUUUUUUCGAAGAUUUUGAUUCCAGUGGAAUCUGUGCUUUAGAUUUUUGUCUUGUGAAUUGUCACUCCCGAAGCAAUGCCUGUACAAGCUCCACAAUGGACGGAUUUCCUCUCCUGCCCCAUUUGCACUCAGACAUUUGAUGAAACGAUCCGAAAGCCCAUCAGUCUGGGCUGUGGCCACACCGUCUGCAAGAUGUGCCUGAACAAGCUCCACCGCAAGGCCUGCCCCUUUGACCAGACCGCCAUCAACACCGACAUCGAGCUCCUCCCAGUGAACUCAGCCUUGCUGCAGCUAGUGGGCGCUCAGGUCCCUGAGCAACAGCCCAUUACUUUGUGCAGUGGGGCAGAAGAUACAAAGCAUUAUGAGGAAGCCAAGAAAUGUGUCGAAGAGUUAGCAUUGUACCUGAAACCACUCAGCAGUGCUAGAGGAGUAGGUCUAAACAGCACUACUCAGAGUGUCCUGAGUCGCCCAAUGCAGAGGAAACUGGUGACAUUAGUUCACUGCCAACUGGUGGAAGAAGAGGGACGAAUUCGGGCCAUGAGGGCAGCUCGCUCCUUGGGCGAGAGGACGGUCACCGAGCUCAUCCUCCAGCAUCAGAAUCCUCAGCAACUUUCCUCCAAUCUUUGGGCAGCCGUCAGGGCUCGGGGCUGCCAGUUCCUUGGACCAGCAAUGCAGGAGGAAGCUCUGAAGCUGGUCUUGCUGGCCUUAGAAGACGGAUCGGCUUUGUCCCGGAAAGUCUUGGUUCUCUUUGUGGUACAAAGGUUGGAGCCACGAUUUCCUCAAGCCUCAAAAACUAGCAUUGGGCACGUUGUCCAGCUCCUUUAUAGAGCCUCCUGCUUCAAGGUAACGAAACGUGACGAAGACUCCUCCUUGAUGCAGUUGAAGGAGGAGUUUCGGACUUAUGAAGCUUUGAGACGGGAACAUGACUCGCAGAUAGUGCAGAUAGCCAUGGAGGCAGGCUUACGCAUUGCACCAGACCAGUGGUCCUCUCUUCUUUAUGGAGACCAGUCACACAAAUCUCACAUGCAGUCCAUUAUUGACAAGUUGCAGACCCCAGCCUCAUUCGCACAGAGUGUUCAGGAACUAACAAUUGCUCUGCAAAGGACAGGAGACCCAGCCAACCUCAACCGCUUGCGACCCCACCUGGAGUUGCUAGCAAAUAUUGACCCUAGUCCAGAUGCCCCACCUCCGACAUGGGAACAACUCGAAAAUGGACUAGUUGCUGUGCGCACAGUGGUCCAUGGCCUGGUAGAUUACAUCCAGAACCACAGCAAAAAAGGAACAGACCAGCAGCAGCCUCCUCAGCACAGCAAGUAUAAGACGUACAUGUGCCGAGACAUGAAGCAAAGAGGAGGGUGCCCCCGUGGGGCCAGCUGCACGUUUGCACACUCACAGGAGGAAUUGGAAAAAUUCCGUAAAAUGAACAAACGCCUCGUUCCCCGGAGACCACUGAGUGCCUCCUUGGGCCAGCUGAAUGAGGUGGGACUGCCUUCACCAGCUAUCCUUUCAGACGAAGGGGCAGUGGACAUGCCCAGCAGAAAGCCCUCCACUCUGCCAAACGGGAUUGUCUCAGCAGGGAGUACCGUGACCCAGCUGAUCCCCCGAGGGACUGAUGCCAGCUAUGACUCGGGUCUGAAGCCGGGAAAGAUGGAUCACCUGAGUAGCAGUGCUCCUGGAUCCCCUCCUGACCUGUUGGAGUCUGUUCCCAAGAGUUCUAUUUCUGCAUUACCCGUGAACCCCCUCCCGGUGCCUCCCCGAGGACCAACAGACCUGCCUCCCAUGCCGGUCACCAAACCACUCCAGAUGGUGCCCCGAGGGUCCCAGCUGUACCCAGCCCAGCAGGCAGAUGUGUUCUAUCAGGAUCCCAGAGGCGCGGCUCCACCCUUUGAUCCAGCCCCUUACCCUCAAGGUGUAUACUAUACCCCAACCCCACCGUGCGUGUCCCGCUUCGUGCGACCUCCACCAUCCGCCCCGGAGCCAGGACCUCCAUAUUUGGAUCACUACCCACCCUACCUUCAGGAUCGUGCGGUCAGCUCCCAGUACGGCACCCAGCCGCAACAGUACUCGCCCAUAUAUCCGCCACACUACGAUGGCCGCCGCGUGUACCCGGGUCAGCCGUACCCUGCUCAGCGAGAAGAAAUCUUCCGGGAGAGCCCUGGUCCCAUUGAGAUCCCGCCAGUGGCCGUGUCACCCUAUGUACCCGAAACCAGAGAGAGAUACCAGCAACUGGAGGGUUACUAUCAAGUGGGUCCCCAUCCAAAUCAGAUCAGAUCAUCGUAUCUCAGAGAACCUUAUGGCCGACUGCCACCUCCCCCUCAGGCUCAUCCUAGCCUCGAUGAACUACACCGCCGGCGGAAGGAAAUCAUGGCCCAGCUAGAGGAGAGAAAGGUCAUCUCCCCACCUCCUUUUGCACCAUCCCCAACACUGCCUCAUCCCUUCCAUCCAGAGGAAUAUUUGGAUGAAGAUUUGAAGGUAGCUGGCAAAUACAAAGGCAACGACUACAGCCAGUACUCCCCCUGGUCCUGUGACACCAUCGGCUCCUACAUUGGAACCAAAGAUGCAAAGCCCAAAGAUGUGGUGGCAGCAGGGAGUGUGGAGAUGACGAAUGCAGACAGUAAAGGAAUGAGAGACCAGCGGUUGGACCUACAGAGAAGGGCAGCGGAAACUAGUGACGAUGACCUCAUUCCGUUUGGAGACCGGCCUACGGUGUCGCGGUUUGGAGCCAUCUCUCGCACUUCCAAAGCGAUGUACCAGAGUUCGGGGCCCAUGCAGGCGAUGGCAGCCCAGGGAGCUUCCACCAAAUCAAUUAAUAUUUCAGAUUACAGUCCCUAUGGAAAUCAUGGUGGUUGGGGAGGCUCUCCAUACUUAUCUCAGCAAAACUUACCUUCUCAGGGGCACUUCAACGAGAGAGAAAGGUUGUCCAUGUCAGACGUGGCAAGUCACGGGAAGCCCUUGCCCUCUGCUGAGAGGGAGCAACUUCGACUGGAACUGCAGCAACUAAACCACCAAAUUAACCAGCAGACCCACUUACGAGGACUAGAGGCUGUUAGUAACAGGCUGCUGUUGCAGAGGGAGGUGACCACCUUGGCAGGCCAACCCCAGCCUCAGCCCCCACCACCACCACCCCCAAAAUGGCCAGGAAUGAUCUCAAGUGAGCAGCUGAGCUUGGAGCUACACCAGGUGGAGAAGGAAAUCGGAAAGAGAACCCGAGAACUGAGCAUGGAGAACCAGUCUUCUCUGGACAUGAAAAGCAAACUGGGUACCAGUAAGCAAGCAGAAAAUGGACAACCAGAACCACAAAACAAGAUUGCUGCUGAGGACCUUGCACUGACAUUCAGCAGCGAUGUGCCGAAUGGAUCAGCUUUGACACAAGAGAGUAUCAGCCUCUUAUCCAACAAGACCGCCUCUCUGAACCUGUCUGAGGACCCUGAGGGAGGAGGAGAUAACAAUGACUCCCAGAGAGCAGGCGCCACACCCACCUCUGCUCCCUAGACAGAGGCCACAGCUGCUUUCUUCCUCUCCUCACACACACACCCGCAACCCCCACCCCCCAGUCUGCGCGAGGGGCAGAGGGAUAGGAAAGGAGUGUGUAGAGCUCCCAUGCCUUUGCUCUGAGGGUAAUCAGAGAAACCCAGGAACAGCAGCAGGUCCAGAGGCAAUGUGCACAAACACCACUACUAAAAACAAACCCUGCACAUAGUUCACAUUAAUGCGUUUUUUAAUUAAAAAAAAUGAAAAUUAGCAGUAUCUGCAAGCAAUUCAGAUUAAAUUUGUUUUUGUUCUGUGAA